This is a messenger RNA of Xiphophorus couchianus (Monterrey platyfish), 4321 nucleotides long. RefSeq names its product phosphatidylinositol glycan anchor biosynthesis, class M (gene pigm). The record is from RefSeq and is a predicted model, not a curated record. Gene Ontology annotation, molecular function: GPI mannosyltransferase activity; alpha-1,4-mannosyltransferase activity. Lineage: Eukaryota; Metazoa; Chordata; Actinopteri; Cyprinodontiformes; Poeciliidae. The coding region runs from base 101 to 1345 and encodes 414 amino acids. The transcript is spliced from 8 exons. Gene Ontology annotation, biological process: GPI anchor biosynthetic process. Gene Ontology annotation, cellular component: glycosylphosphatidylinositol-mannosyltransferase I complex; membrane.
AAUUCGAGGAAGAAGACAUUGUUUACAUCCCUCAGACUUCCGGGUUUGAGCUGUGGUCAUUCAUUACUGCUAAAUAGCAUGAAUUUGUCUGUCUGCUGUUAUGGAGACGCUUCUAUCUAAGCUCCCCGACAAACAUGUCCUCUUCCCGGCCUCCUUUGCUCUCCGACUGGCUUUGGUGGCUUAUGGAGACUACCAGGACAGAACUAUGGCGGUGAAGUACACGGAUAUAGACUACCAUGUGUUCACAGAUGCUGCCAGGUUCAUCACACAGGGCGAGUCUCCGUACAAUAGGUCGACCUACCGCUACACGCCUCUGCUGGCCUGGCUUCUCACCCCAAACAUCUACGCCGGCGUGGUGUUUGGAAAGAUCCUCUUCAUUUUGUGUGACGUGCUGUCAGGACUGCUCAUCUACAGGACUCUGAGUUUGAGAGGUCUAGACUGCAAGACUGCAACCUCUGUGUGUUCUCUUUGGCUUCUUAACCCUCUGCCGAUGGGAGUGUCGAGUCGGGGGAACGCUGAAUCCGUCCUGGCAGCUCUGGUGCUCGGGACUUUGCUUUGUAUGGAAGCCAGGCAUCUGGUGUGGGCAGCCGUGCUCUACGGCCUGUCGGUUCAUAUGAAGAUCUAUCCCAUAACGUAUGCCCUGCCCAUUGCUCUGAGCCUGAGAGCGCCGGCGGCGGGCCCAGCGGAAGGCAAACCGACGCAGAUGCGGAAGAAGUGUGUCCUAUUUCUCGGAAGCUUCCUGAGCCGCGACCUGAUCCUCUUCGGAAUUGUGGCCGGGGGAGUUUUCUCCGUGUUCACGGCACUCUUCUAUUACAUGUAUGGUUGGUCGUUUCUUCACGAGACGUACUUGUACCACUUGACAAGAAGGGACAUCAAGCACAACUUUUCACCGUACUUCUACAUGCUUUACCUUACUGCAGACAGCAGGGGGAGCCAGUGGCUCGGCCUGGCAGCCUUUCUGCCGCAGCUGGUCCUGCUGUUGGUGGCGUCCUGGAGCUUUCACCAUGACCUGGCGUUUGCCUGUUUCCUCAAUACGGCCAUCUUCGUCUCCUUCAACAAAGUGUGCACUUCACAGUACUUCCUGUGGUACCUGUGCUUGCUGCCUCUGGUCAUCCCACACCUGACUCUGUCAGUGAAACAGGGUCUGGGUCUGCUGCUGCUCUGGUUCGCUGGACAGGCUCUCUGGUUGGCCCCCGCCUACUUUCUGGAGUUUGAAGGCCUCAACACUUUUGUCCUGGUCUGGCUCGCCGGAUUGAUGUUCUUGGUGGUCAACUGUUUCAUCUUGAUUCAAAUCAUAACGCAUUACAAACCCAAACCCCCUUCACCGAGACCGAAGGCCGAGUGACGCUCCAUUGCGUUGAAACAGGAACAUUUAAACUGCAAAAACACAAAAUCUUACCAAGUAUCUUUGGUUCGGAAAUAGCUUGGUACACUUGAAAUAUUUUGAUAGUAUUAUGACUUUAUAAUUGUCUAGUACAUCCUGAUACUCUGUCAUCUAUGUACUGUAGAAACUAGACCACAAAUACUUGAUAAAAAUGUAUUUUUUUUGCACACAUUAAACCAACCAGGACUCAAGCAGAGAAGACGCACCAGUAAAAAAAAAAAAACAUUUGUAUUUUACUCAGUUUCUCUCAGCUGUCUUUUCAUAGACUUCCUUCACUAUAAUCUAAAUCAUGUUGUCGGAGAUCAGUCAUAUAUUGUAUAAAAGCCUCAGCUGGAUUAUCAGUUAUCCUGAGUUAAACCCUUGGAUUACAUGCUUAUGUUGGCAGGCCGAAGCACUUAGAUUCACAGCGAUGCACAGACUGCAAACAAUUACCACUCUGCUGUGUGUGGCCUAUAAAAUCUUUGACAUUUGCCCCCAGAAUAACAAGAAUUAGCAGAUUUUCCUAACCUGUUAUUGGGAGCAAAAUACAGAUUAUAAAUGCAGUGUUGGAGAAUUUCCACGUGUCUUCUUAGAAACUGAGUUUUACACACUCCAGGGCUAAUUUAGAAGCCAGUUUUAUGCUGGAGCUGUUUGACUUUGCGUAGGGCUUAAUGCUGCUGCUCACUUGCAGUUCUUGAACAAGGAAGGGGCGCUGUGCAGACCGGAUUAAGUUCAGGUAAAUCUGAGCUAAAUCGUGUCAUGGUGACCUGGAUUCUGACCUACAAGUCGUGCUUUGCUUUUCCACAGACAAUUAAUAACAUUCAGAUGAUAUUCGCCCUGCAAACACAUAUAAUUCAAGGCAAGGGUCCCAGUUCAUGGCAAAGGGUGGGGAGGUGUUGAUCAGAACAAGCUUCGCCGCAGCUGCAGUUCACAGUUUUCACCACUAGGCUGAAGCAUUUGCCAGCGAAACGGAGCUUCAGAGCUCAGGCGUUUGUGUAAGCCGCACAGAUUAAUCAGUCAACUGGAGCAUGACUACGACUCAAAACAAACAGUGGUUCCCUUAAUCUCGCCAUACUUUCCCCUCCUAAUCUCGCGUGGAAAUCCUCAAAGCGUUCACUUCGGCCCCGCUGAUCCAGAGUGCCGCUGCUGCUGCGGCCCGAGGGCUGACACCAGGAGGAUACAAUUUACGAGAAAAUAAUACGUGUGCCUUGCUUGUCGUCGAUGGCGGGAAAGGGUUGCAUUUGUGGUGUUUUUCCAGAAACGUUUAUCUAAGUGACUUGGUGUGUGUGUGUGUGUGUGUGUCCCAUGUGGGGCGUGCGUGUUCGGGACUGACUCACGGUCAGCUGCGGCCUGAAUACCCGGUUUAUGAAUCACCGGGUUGCACUGAGUAACCUUCCAGCUGCCUUUGGGCCCAUACCCAAACCAUUUUCAUUCUUAACCACCGUCCGUCUGAAUACCACAACAUUCUGGAUUUUAUUUUUAAAAAGGAAUCUGUUGACUGUAACAAUGCCUCCUCAAACCGGUGGUGUAUUUUCUAAACGAGACGCGGUGCGUUCCGUCGGUACUAAGAGGUCACGAGUGGAAACGCCCCGCUGAAGUUGCUGUUCUCAUUCAGAAACAAAAUCCAAAAUGGCUUCCACGUGGUUAUUAAUAUUUGCCACAAUUCACUGUUGGUCCCUUCCUCAAGUCGCCCCUACCCAGCCUCAUGAACAUGUUGCUGUAGUGUUGGAGUUUACAUUAUGUUAAAUACUUUGUCGUUUGCAUUGCUAGCGCCUAGUUAGCCUUGUACCUUAGCACUUCCAUUAGCAAACAUGAUUAAGUGGAAUAUUAUGUCGUUUUGGGAUUCAAAUUUCAACUUCCGUGAUUGAGUAGACGUUCCCUGAAGCUUGCUUCAAUAAAUAGCAAAUCCUCCAAAGACUCUGAAGUAAAGUUUUUUUUAAUUUUUAAUUUUUACAUAUGGUAGCGAUCACACUAAUGCUAAUUUGGUAAUAGUGGAGCAAAUUCUUUUUUUAUUUAGCCUAUUCAUGUUUUUGCUCAAUUUCAAAACGUUUAGUACACUUAGCGUCCUGUAAAUCAUUAAAAUCAAGCGCUUACUAGUAGCGAGUAAUUUAUUUCUAUGUUAUGUAGGCAUAAUAUACAGUGAAAUGUAAAAGUCAUUCUGUUGCCGGUGUUGCAGCACUCGGGAGGAAAGCAGCAUCUGUAAAACCUUUUCAUGCUUAACAGCAGAAGGAGUUUCCUCAAAUGUUCAGGGUGAGUUCUUGGUCAGUAAUGUCUGACCACCAGCUCAUUCUUUGUCGUCAUGGUAACCACACUGCCAGAUGGUAGUUUUCACCGUUUUUGUCAUGGCGUUGUUUUUUUUUUAUCAGACCUGAACCACUCAGAAGAAGUAAAUAAUCGGUUAUUUACAGCCUCAUAAUGUAUUUGGCUACUUAAACGGACUUUUGUCUCCUUUAGGUCAGAGCUGCACCUGACCUGCCGAUCCAGAUUUUGGCCGAAACCAAUUUUUAUAUUUUUUAUUAAAACGUCCCUAAACACAGAUACAAAGCUGCUAAGUUGGCAUCACUGGUGUGAUUAUUUUUAGAUUUUAGUGAUGAAGGUGCUUCUGAUCAGAGGGAGGGAUAACUCUGAUGAAAAGAGGGAAAACGUGAAUUCAUCCAUAACCCCAUUGCAAAAAUCCCAUCUUUUCCUCAUGUUUUGCGGCUUUAGUUUUUACUCCAUUGUCUUUUUGUAUCGCAUACAAAAAGCACAGCCUAUACUUAACACGUUCCAUUCCUGGAAUAUGUUCUGAACGUUGUAAAAGGUUUUAAAACUACAUUUUUAUGGAACCACAAGAGUGUGUUUUUUUGUUUGUUUUUUUUUUUUUAGUUUGGAAAAUGAUUUUAUGGACGCAGAAAUAUACUUUGGACUGGGCCUUGGUCUGAUUUGCUCUAAAUGCUGCACAACCUUUCUUUACCCAAG